AUGUCGGCCUCACCCCCAACUCAGUCCGCAAAGCGGCCCCUCGAGGAGACCUCGUCCCCAUCCCGAACCGACCAGCCUGAUGCGAAGCGGCCGGCCCUGGAUAAAGUCCUCCGUGGCGAGGAAGAGGAGGUUCAGGUCAAGACCGAUGUCCCCUCGGAGAACGGCCACGAAGAUACCGUGGAGACAUCAGCUGCUGAGGUCAGUUCAAACGGCGAGACCAAGGCCAACGGAGAGAACGCAGAGCCUCAAGACGUUCAGGGGGAUGCUGUGGUGUCCGACGUCGCUGCGGAGACCAAGCCUAUCGUGAGCACCAGCUCUCUGGGAGGUGGCAACUCUGCCCAGGCUGCUUCCGCCCAUGACGAGACAGCGUGGAUCCACAUCAGAGCCGUGAUCACGAGCCCUGAGGCGGCUACCAUUAUUGGAAAGGGAGGCGAGAAUGUCUCGAAGAUCAGGCAAAUGUCCAACGCGAAGUGCACUGUAAGCGACUACCAGAAAGGGGCCAUAGAGCGUAUCCUUACUGUGAGCGGCAGCGUUGAUGCCGUGGCCAAGGCGUUCGGACUGAUUAUUCGUACUCUGAACAACGAGCCCCUGGCCGAAGCUUCGAACCCACAGUCCAAGACCUAUCCACUCCGGCUGCUCAUCCCGUCCAUACUCAUUGGCUCCAUCAUCGGGAAGGGCGGUGCGCGCAUCAAGGAGAUUCAGGAAGCUUCUGGUGCUCGCCUGAACGCGUCAGACUCGGUACUUCCCCUAUCAACAGAGCGCUCAUUGGUUGUCAUGGGUGUCGCCGAUGCUGUCCACAUUGCUACGUACUAUGUGGCCAGCACGCUGCUUGAGCAGCUCAAUGAGCGUUUCGGCGGCCCUGCUGCGUCUGCUUACGCAACGCGGAGCGGUGGCCCAGCUGGAGCCAUCCCUGGAGGAAUGCAGGUCGUCCCAUACAUGCCUCAGCCUGCAGGUGGAAACUUUGGCCGAAGUGAAAACUACGGAAGGAACCAACCUCGACAUGACCCGCGUGGUCAACAGAUGCCGCAAUCCUACAUGCCUCCUUAUGGUGGCCAACCGCACCCUGCUCAGCCAAACCCGGCCAUUCCCGUGCACUACGCUGGUGCUCAGGCGGGAGCAGCUUAUGGACCGGCGGCUCACAUGCAACAGCCCCAUCACGGCCCUCACGUCGGCGCACACCCUCACGGCGGUCCCCAAGCUCAGCAGCCGAUGCACGGUGGUGCAGGAAUGCCCGGAGCCCCCCUCACACAGCAGAUCUACAUUCCCAAUGACAUGGUCGGCGCCAUCAUUGGCAAGGGAGGCCAGAAGAUCAACGAGAUCCGGCAAAUCAGUGGCAGCGUCAUCAAGAUCAACGAGCCGCAGGACAACAGCAACGAGCGCCUGGUCACGAUUACUGGUACAGAGGAGUGCAACCGUAUGGCCCUGUACAUGCUGUACUCCAGACUCGAGAGCGAGAAGCACCGUAUCUAG
Molecule: messenger RNA, 1470 nt
Organism: Diaporthe citri
Lineage: Eukaryota; Fungi; Ascomycota; Sordariomycetes; Diaporthales; Diaporthaceae
Exons: 2
Coding region: 1-1470 (489 amino acids)
Biological process (GO): regulation of RNA metabolic process; regulation of gene expression
Cellular component (GO): cytoplasm; nucleus
Molecular function (GO): mRNA binding
Source: RefSeq, a predicted model, not a curated record